Messenger RNA from Dujonia railenensis, 1068 nucleotides. The record is from the annotation of a GenBank genome assembly. Lineage: Eukaryota; Fungi; Ascomycota; Pichiomycetes; Serinales; Debaryomycetaceae.
AUGAAGUUGAAUUCUGAUUUUACCUGGCCAGGCCAAAUUCCCGAGCAGCCAUUCCAAAUUGACAAGUCAAUGGUAGAUAAACUCGACCCCGAAUACAUUAAGUUUUUCAAUUCUAGUCUUUCUAGCAGACCUGAAAUUUUGUAUACACAUAAAGUGCCUUUAGAUGCGCUUAGAAAGGGAGGAAAUGUUCUUCCAGGUCAAUCUUCAUUGGUGGAAAUGAAAUCGACCCAGGAUAUACAAAUUCCAAGAAAAUACACUAAAGCCAGUGAUCCACCUAUCCCAGCUAGAGUAUUUACCCCAAAGGGCGAUAAGCCCGAGAAUGGUUGGCCAGUUACAAUUUGGUUUCAUGGAGGAGGGUGGGUUCUAGGUAAUAUUUCGACCGAAAAUUCAUUCUGCACCCAUAUAGCUGAACUUUCUAAGUGCAUUGUUAUUAGUAUUGACUAUCGAUUAGCUCCCGAAGAUCCAUUUCCAGCGUGCGUAGAAGAUGCUUUUGAAUCCGUGUUGUACAUUUCAGAAAUGGGUGGACCUGAUUUCGGAAUCGACAAUUCCAAGAUUUGUCUUGCUGGUUCCUCAGCUGGAGGUAACCUCACUGCAAUAAUAUGUCAUAAAUUUGCCAGUUCACCAAUAGCCCAGAAUUAUCCCAACAUUAAAUUUCAGGCAAUGGUUGUGCCUGUGACAGAUAACACUGCUACUCCCCAGACGCUACCAUCCUGGAAGGAAAAUGAAUUCGCUCCCCAAUUGCCAGCGGAGAAGAUGCUAUGGUAUAGAGAACUCUACUUACCAAACGGUGGAGAAGACUUGACUAACCCAGAAUCAAGUCCAUUAUUCUAUCCAGAUGACAGCUUUGAAGGUCUUCCUGCGGCUUUCAUUGCGGCUGGUCAAUGCGAUGUGUUGAGAAGUGAUGCAGAGUUAUAUGCAGACAAGUUGCAAAAAAACGGUGUUCCAACUAAGUUAGUGGUAUACAAGGGUAUGCCCCAUACUGUCAUGGUAAUGGAUGAUGUCUUGCAACAAGGAAAGGAUUUAAUGAAAGAUCUUACGUCUGCAGUUAGAAAUGCAUUUUAUAGUUAA